Molecule: messenger RNA, 1174 nt
Organism: Phaeodactylum tricornutum CCAP 1055/1
Lineage: Eukaryota; Bacillariophyta; Bacillariophyceae; Surirellales; Neidiaceae
Exons: 1
Coding region: 135-1070 (311 amino acids)
Source: RefSeq, a predicted model, not a curated record
UGCCAAGACUAUUCCGUAGAGUGUGUCUACGUGUAGGUGUGAGUGCAGGUGUUACAGCUACAGCUACAGUUCUACUGGUCUACCCGAAUCCCACCAAGGCCCUUGCUGCACAGUCGUCUUCGUCGGGCACCAGUAUGUCUUCGGCAGCCGUCGCUGGCACGUUUAGGAAAUCUCCGCAGUGGCGGUGGGCCGUGGCGGGUUGGGGCCUCUUCGUAGCGGAGAACACGCUCUUGUCGGAGAAUCGCACCUAUCUCAUCCAACAACUCGGUGGAGAAGAGCAAUACCAUAUGGCGUACGGACUCUGUUCCACCGCCGCCACGGCCUCGAUCGCCUACGGCUACUACGUCCUGACGCGCGGUGCGCACGCCGAAGCGCACGGCUCGGUCCACCCGGCAGCCUUUCGGGGCACCGUCCCUCCGAUCCCACGUCUCGUGGCGUCCUGGACGUUGCUCUCUCUCGGUCUCGUCAUGGCGUCGCAAGCCUUGCCCAAAUUACAAAUACCGGUCGCUCUGGUGGACGCCCCUCCUCCCGAGAGCACCGACCGCACGACUGUGGAUACUACUAGGGUUACGACUGCGACUACUCCGAUUGCCGGAACACCGACACCCACCGCGGCUGCACCGUCCCGCUCGUACCGAUUUCAAAUACGGUGUCCGUUCGAUUUUACGGACCAGUCGCACCACAAAGCUGACGGCGCGGCCGUGGUGGGUUUGGAUCGCGUUUCCCGACACCCUGGUCUCUGGAGUUUCGCGGCAAUCGGUCUCGGCGUGGCCGGUCUCCAACGCAGUGUCCCUCUGGCCCUUUGGUGGACCGGUCCCGCCGCCGUGGCCUGGAUUGGGGGCGCGCACCAAGACAGUCGCUUUCGGCGGGGAUUGGGUGGACACUACGAUCCCGUCUACGCGUCGCAAACGUCCAAUCUACCCAUGGUCGCGUUGCUCACGGGACAGCAAGGGAAUGUGACGGAAAGUCUCACUAAACUGCUCGGUAGUGAAUUGAAACUUUUAAACGCGCUCGGUGCCACCGCCGCGGCUGCCGUCUUUGUCCUUAGUCGCGGACGCCGAAGGGUAUAGCCCGUCACACCGGUUCUAAUCGUACCCAAACACUCGCAGAAAUAAAUAAGGCUGUACACCGUACGGUUUCCAACUAUUUUCCAAAAAGUUCGAGUUACUUCAUU